Messenger RNA from Dentiscutata erythropus, 651 nucleotides. The record is from the annotation of a GenBank genome assembly. NCBI's taxonomy places the organism in Eukaryota, Fungi, Glomeromycota, Glomeromycetes, Diversisporales, Gigasporaceae.
AUGAGUGGAUGCCCUCAGACACUUGACUCAAGUAACAUUGACCUUAUUAAUGCGGCUUUUACAGCUGUAAUGGGAGCCCACAAGUUUAUAUCUGAGAAAGAAUUUCAAGAUAGAAAGGCCCGUGGUAAAACUAAUGAUGCAACAUAUAAACAAAUUGACUUACACUCAUUUCAUCAGAUAAAUCUUGUUGGAAGUAAUAAGAAUGCUGUCGUCAAAAACAUGAACACUGAUUUUAUGACACACAAAUACAUAGCACUUGAAUGUACUAAGUUGAUAAUUAGUUACUUUAGUAUGAGUGCUUUGGAUCCGCCAUAUGACUACGAUUUUACAUAUAUUAAAGAUAUAGUGACAUUCAUGCGGGGUGAUAUACAAUAUAAAAGACUGUGUGGAUGGAAACGCUUCGCUUUAAAGGUUAGUAGGAAGUAUGAUUACGGUAAUGAUAAAUGGUUUGGUACCGAUAAAGAUGCCUGGCCAGUAUCAUAUCAUGGUACUGCUAAACAUAACUCAAAAUCGAUUACUGAAGGAGGUUACGAUUUGAGCAGACUAAAUCCUGUUAGUUUAAGAAGAAUUCCUGUUGGAAAUGGCGAGUAUUGGGUUUCUGAAAAAGGCGAAGAUGUUAGGCCAUAUGGAAUUUGUAUUAAAAGAAAGUAA